Messenger RNA from Pogoniulus pusillus (Red-fronted tinkerbird), 7242 nucleotides. It is a transcript of the gene DNMT3A, whose product is annotated as DNA methyltransferase 3 alpha. Bases 245 to 3046 code for a protein of 933 amino acids. Gene Ontology annotation, biological process: negative regulation of DNA-templated transcription. Gene Ontology annotation, molecular function: DNA (cytosine-5-)-methyltransferase activity. The transcript has 23 exons. The record is from RefSeq and is a predicted model, not a curated record. Gene Ontology annotation, cellular component: nucleus; cytoplasm. Lineage: Eukaryota; Metazoa; Chordata; Aves; Piciformes; Lybiidae.
GGAGGGAGGCCUGGCCGGGCAGCGCAGCGGCGGCGGCUCGGCACGGCUCGGCACGGCGCGCCGGGCCCGCACCGGCCCAGGGGCAGAAGGAUCCAAACAGGUGGUGGGACGCAAGGGCUGGCCGCUGUCCUGGGUGAGGGUUCCUGGAUCCCCUCCUUGGUGAGCCGGAGAGUGGCAGUAGUGGCAGGACCUGCUUUGGUGCUGAAGAGCUGACAGUCCCAGACGCCCACCCUUGCUCCCCACCAUGCCAUCCAGUGGGAGCCUCGACACCAGCAGCUCUACUCCGAACCGCGAAGCACUCGACACGCACAAGGGGGAAGAGGAGCCUGAGGAGAACCAAAGCAAGGAGGAGAAGCAGGAGCCAGGGACGCCCAUGAGGAAAGCCGGGCGGCCUGGGCGGAAGCGCAAGCAUGCCCAGGUGGAAAGCAGUGACACCCCCAAAGACAUCGCAGCCGUCCCCAAGUGCCCCCCACCCUGCCCAGAGGCCAGCCCUGCUGAGCCGCUGCCCAACGGUGACGUGGAAGGGGAUGGUGCCCAGUGGAAGGGCGCCGAGGAAGGCGGCACGAGCCCCAAGGGCGGUCGCCCCGAGGAGGACGAGACGGAGAGCCUGGCAGACGGCGAGACGGGCCGGACGCUGGAGAACGGCCGCUGCACCCCCAAGGAGGGCCUGGACGCCCCGGCCGAUGAGGGUGAGCUGGCCCCUUCCGACCCCCAGAAGAAACGUGGGAGGAGGAAACUCCUGGAAGCCGCAGAGAAAAGCAAGGAAGAGAAGGAAGAAAACAACUUCGACACCCUGAAAAUGGAGGGCUCCCGCGGGCGGCUGCGUGGGGGGCUGGGCUGGGAGUCGAGCCUGCGGCAGCGGCCCAUGCAGCGGCACACCUUCCAGGCUGGAGACCCCUACUACAUCAGCAAGAGGAAACGGGACGAGUGGCUGGCACGCUGGAAGAGGGAGGCGGAGAAGAAGGCAAAGGUGAUUGCCGUGAUGAACGUGGAGGAGACGCAGCGGAACGAGCCGCAGAAGGAGGAGGAGGCCAGCCCCCCUGCCUCACAGCAGCCCACUGACCCGGCCUCGCCCAAUGUGGCCACCACACCUGAGCCAGUGGUGGCCGACGCUGUUGACAAGAACACCUCCAAGUCAGCCGAUGAUGAGCCUGAAUAUGAGGAUGGCCGGGGCUUUGGCAUCGGCGAGCUGGUGUGGGGCAAGCUGCGUGGCUUCUCCUGGUGGCCCGGGCGCAUUGUUUCCUGGUGGAUGACGGGCCGGAGCCGGGCAGCUGAGGGCACCCGUUGGGUGAUGUGGUUUGGGGACGGCAAGUUCUCGGUGGUUUGCGUGGAGAAGCUGCUGCCACUCAGCUCCUUUGCCAGCGCCUUCCAUCAGGCCACCUACAACAAGCAGCCCAUGUACCGCAAAGCCAUCUACGAGGUGCUGCAGGUGGCCAGUAGCAGAGCAGGGAAGAUUUUCCCAGCGUGCCCUGAGAACGAUGAGACAGACACCUCCAAGGUGGUGGAGAUCCAAAACAAGCAGAUGAUCGAAUGGGCCCUGGGUGGUUUCCAGCCCUCUGGACCCAAGGGCCUGGAGCCCCCUGAAGAGGAGCGAAACCCCUACAAAGAAGUUUACACGGAGAUGUGGGUGGAGCCAGAAGCAGCUGCCUAUGCACCACCCCCACCCGCCAAAAAACCCAGGAAAAGCACAACGGAGAAGCCCAAGGUCAAGGAGAUCAUCGAUGAGCGCACCCGAGAGCGACUUGUUUAUGAGGUCCGGCAGAAAUGCAGAAACAUCGAAGACAUCUGCAUCUCUUGUGGGAGCCUCAACGUGACCCUGGAGCACCCUCUGUUUAUUGGAGGAAUGUGCCAAAACUGCAAGAACUGCUUCUUGGAGUGCGCGUACCAGUACGACGACGACGGCUACCAGUCCUACUGCACCAUCUGCUGUGGGGGACGCGAGGUGCUCAUGUGCGGCAACAACAACUGCUGCAGGUGCUUUUGCGUGGAGUGUGUGGACCUACUGGUGGGCCCGGGGGCAGCCCAAGCAGCCAUCAAGGAGGACCCCUGGAACUGCUACAUGUGUGGCCAUAAGGGGGUGUAUGGCCUGCUGCGGCGGCGGGAGGACUGGCCCUCGCGCCUCCAAAUGUUCUUCGCCAACAACCACGACCAGGAGUUUGACCCGCCGAAGGUGUACCCACCGGUGCCAGCUGAGAAGAGGAAGCCCAUCCGAGUGCUCUCACUCUUCGAUGGCAUCGCCACAGGCUUACUGGUGCUGAAGGACCUGGGCAUCCAGGUGGACCGCUACAUCGCCUCUGAGGUGUGUGAGGACUCCAUCACUGUGGGCAUGGUGAGGCACCAGGGCAAGAUCAUGUACGUCGGGGAUGUCCGAAAUGUCACCCAGAAACACAUACAAGAGUGGGGCCCCUUUGAUCUGGUGAUCGGAGGCAGCCCUUGCAACGACCUCUCCAUCGUCAACCCAGCCAGGAAGGGCCUCUACGAGGGCACCGGGCGCCUCUUCUUCGAGUUCUACCGCCUGCUCCACGAAGCGCGGCCCAAGGAGGGCGACGACCGGCCCUUCUUCUGGCUCUUCGAGAACGUGGUGGCCAUGGGCGUGAGCGACAAGAGGGACAUCUCCCGCUUCCUGGAGUCCAACCCUGUCAUGAUUGAUGCCAAAGAAGUGUCUGCAGCACACAGGGCACGGUACUUCUGGGGGAACCUUCCCGGGAUGAACAGGCCACUUGCAUCCACAGUCAAUGAUAAGCUGGAGCUGCAGGAGUGCCUGGAGCAUGGCAGGAUAGCAAAGUUCAGCAAAGUGAGAACCAUCACCACUCGCUCCAACUCCAUCAAGCAGGGCAAGGACCAGCAUUUCCCCGUAUUCAUGAACGAGAAGGAGGACAUCCUGUGGUGCACAGAGAUGGAGAGGGUCUUUGGUUUCCCGGUGCAUUACACGGACGUGUCCAACAUGAGCCGCCUGGCCCGGCAGAGACUGCUCGGCAGAUCCUGGAGCGUGCCGGUGAUCCGCCACCUCUUCGCUCCCCUGAAGGAAUACUUUGCCUGCGUUUAAGAGAGAGACAGGCAGGAGAACUGGUGACGCGCAGAGCAAGUCGGAAACAAAACCAUCCACGCCAAGAGAAGUGACAACACGGAACGAGAGAAGAGUCAGCACCCAGAAGAGAGACGGGAUUUCGCAGCCCGGUGGAAACCCAGCACACGACGUCUCCCCAAGCAAAAGGGUUCGGUGUCCUCUCCUGAAUUUCCAAUAUUCAGCUUUUAGCCUAUUGAGGGAAAACGUUAAAAAAAAAAAAAUUCAAACAGGAAAAAAAAAAAACAAAAACAAAAAACAAAGCAAAACAAAACCAACCUAAAUGGCAAAAAAAAAAAACAACCGAAAUGAGAAAGAAAAAGAAAGCUCAAAACAAAACCAAAACCAGUUAGGGGGUGGGAGGGGAGUGGGGAGGGUGUUGUCAACCUUUUAAUUUUCCACUCUUUUAUGUUUUAGUUUGGUUUUUUUUGUUGGUUUUUUUUUUUUUUUUUUUCCCUUUUCUUUUCUUUCUUUUUUUUUUUCCUGGCUGGGUUUUUUCUGUUGGUUUGGUUUCUUGCUUCUCAGAGCAGUGGGCUGAGACGAAAUGCUUUCUCCUUGCCCAAGCUCUGCUCUCAGAGGAGGGGAACCGGCAGCUGGAAAAGCCCAGCCCUGGGAGAGGCAGCGGGAGGAGGCGAAGGGAGAAACACCUACACCCCCCCCACCCCCUACCCCGCCCCGGCUCCAUUCCGCGCCGAGCUUGCGGCCCCGGUGAGCUUGCGGGGAGCCGCGAAGUGGCAGGGAAGGGCGCUCGGCCGGCUCCACAGCAACGCCCAGCGACUGAGCCUCACUCUUUUUCGAUUCCACCAGCACCGUUCACUGGUGAUAUGGAGCCAACCCAACUGGCAGGGAAGCCGAGAACACACACACCACACCACACACCUUUUCUACAGUAUUUUUGGGUGCCUACCACACAGGAAACCUUGAAGAAAGCAAAUUCUAGAAGCCGCUGUUACCUCUUGUUUACAGUUUAUAUAUAUAUGAUAGAUAUGAGAUAUAGAUAUAUAUAUAUAUAAAAGGUACUGUUACUACUGUACAACCUGACUUCAUAAUGGUGCUUUUAAACAGCGGGGUGAGUCGAGACAUCAGCUUCCAUGUUGCCUUAUGUGCCGGGCCUUUUCCGAGCGAGCGGCGCAGGCUGGGGCCAGGGCAGCGGCCAGGCGGGAAGCGUCUCCAUCCCGAGUCAUGCAAUAACCUUUUUCUGUCCUAAAAGGAAUCGCCUCCCGUGGCAGUGGUGGCAGCAAUGGUGGCCCUGCCCUGCCUGCGCUGCCCACCCUGCCUGCCCCGCGCACAAACGUACUGGUGCUUUUCUGUGUACGUGGUGUCCCCGGCCAGGCUGGUGCUGGUUGUUCCCUUGCCCCAACCCGCUGGUAGUGGCAGCAGCAGGGAUGCUCCUGCCUGCAUCCUUGCCUGUCGAUGCCUGCUGGGAUGGGGCACAGGUGCUGUGAGCUGGGCUCUUGCCGAACCGGUGCUGCACUGUCAGGGAUGCGGGAGGCAGGAUGGAGUGGUGCUGGAGCGUAGCUGGGACGCUUUUAGCACAGGACAGGGAUGGCUGCAGGUGCCUGGACCCUGGUGCUACAUCCGUGGAGGCAGGCUGGUUGGCAGGAGAGUGUGCCUGUGAUCCAGGAUGGGACCUUGGUGCUGCCCACGGUGUUGGGCAUAGCUCUUCUGACUGAGCAUGAAUUUCAAGCAACCUGUGCCCUAUUCCCCUUUUGUGGGGUGUUUGGUGCCCACAAGGCGCUCGGCGUGGGGAUGCUGUGGUGCUGGUGUCAAGGACAGGCAGCUCCGGUCGCAGGGGGCCGGGAGCCGUGGCAGUGCUGGUGGUGCCAAGGGGAGCCAUAGCGCAGACAAAGUGCGGUCAGGACACAAGCAGGUGCUGGCAUUGCUGUGGAUGGUGCUAUUUGUCUUGGCAGCUGUGGGUGCCGCAGGAGGUCGGUGGGUCUGGCUAAGUGCAAGGGGAGUUGCCCUGCAACCUUGGUGCGCGCUGAGGUGGCUGGAUCCUGUGCCUGGUGCUGGAGCUCAAGGGGCUUUUGUAGGGGCAAGGAUUGGUGCUACGGCACUGGGGGAGGCUCGCAGAGGGUCUCCAGCCUGUUGCCGUCUCUUCUCUAACUGUGAAAGGUGCUGGGGGGACUGCCGGCCGCUCGGUGCGGGGUGCUGGCUAAUUUGGCAGCGAGCUGCACCGGCGGUCCCUGAGGUGCUGAGAGGUGCUGGGACCGAUGGCAACAGGGGCAGGCAGGGGGGACCCCAGGGAACCCCCCCACCUCCCCACUGUGCCUGGUGCUACAUGGGAGGCAGUUUGGAGGCCCCUCCCGUUGGUGUGGAUGGCGCAAGGAGCUGAGGGGCAGAUGCGGUGGGGGGCACCGCAGGGCCCUGCUUUGCCAGGUGGUAAAGGAGGCGAGGUGGGACGUGGCUUUCCCACCCCCACUGUUCCCAAGUGCUGAGCCAUGGCCACGGGCUCCGGCUCAGUGCCUGGGUCACAUCCUGUGCUGCCCUGCAGCACUUGGGUGAGUGGGGCACAGGAGUGCUGCACCACAGGCAGAUCCUGCCUGCCGCAGCAGUGCCAGGUGCAAGUGCUGCAUGGCCCUGCAGCGCUGGAUGCAAAUGCUACGUGGCCCUGCAGUUCUGGGUGCAGGUCCUGCAUGGCUUUGCAGCAUCACAUGAGAUUCUUUCAUGGUCCUGCAGUGCUGGGUGCAGGUCCUGCAUAGCCCACAGCACUGGGUGUGAGUGCUGCACGGCCCUGCAGCAUUGCAUGCAAGUCUUGCACAGCCCUGCAGCACUGACCACAGCUCCUGCAUGGCUCUGCAGCACCUGCUAUGUGUCCUGCACAGCUCUGCGGCAUUGCAUCCUACAUGGCUCUGCAGCGUCACAUGCAUGUACUGCAUGGCCCUGCAGCACUGCACACAGGUCCUGCAUGGUCCUGCAGCAUCACAUGCCAGUCUCAUGUGGCCCUGCAGUGCCAGGUGCACAUCCUGCACAGUUGUGCAGCACCACGACUGAGCCUAGCAUGAUUCUGCAGCACCAGUUGCAGAUCCUGCAUGGCUCUGCAGUGCCAGUGGAGAGUCUGGCACAACUCUGCAGCAGGGUUUGGAGGUCCUGUUGGACUCCACCAUGCUACACCAGCCUUGCACAGCCCUGCAGUGCUUCCCUGGGACCUUCUUGGUCCCAUGGUGCCACUCAUGGGCCAGGUCGCAGCCGGCUCUGCAGCGAUGGGUGCCAGCCUGGUGCAGUGUUGGCACAUCCCAGGCAGCUCCAGCACCUGCUCUGAGUGCCUACAGUUGGGCUGCUGGAGCCAGAGCCAGUGCCAGAGGCAGUGAUGGAGCCACUAUGUUCUAGGCUGCUCUGGCACCUGCUCUGAGCACCCACGACUGGGACACUCAGGCUGGUGCCCGAGCUGGAAUCAGUGCCGCCGUCGGGAAGCACGUUCCCAUCUUGGCACAACUGGAAAGGCGCUGAGGUACCCACCGAGCUCAGCUCGGUGUGUGCCGGGGGCGGGGCGCGUUGGCUGCUCCAGGGCAGCUCCGGCGGUGCUGGGGCCCACGGGGCCAGCAGCCAGGGGAAAGAUGUUCAGUUUUUAACGUACCCGACUCACAUCUUUUUUUAAAACAAAACAGCAAAACGUUGUUGCACAGCCCCAGACGAACCAGUGAAAAGAGACAAGAGUAAACAAAACAAAAAAAAAAAGGCAAACAACAACAACAACAAAAGCCUAAAUUCCUUAAGAUCCGCCGAGGGAGUGGGUGACAAACACGGUGCUAAAACCUUUUAUUAAGAAUAUAUAUUGUUAAAUUAAGUCUGCUGUCUGGACAAUGACUGUUUGUUUUGUUUUCUUGUAGUGGAGUUUCAAAGAGCACUAUUAUUUUACUCUUCUAUAUUAUUAUUAAAAACAAAAGGAAAAAAAAAAAACCAAGAAGAAAAAAAAAACCACAAAACAAAACGACACAAAAAAAAAACCACACACAAAAAAAAACAAAAGAAAAAAAAUAAACAAAAAAAAAAAGAGGCAUUUUAACUUUGUACUUGAAACCUAAACGAGCGCGUUCACGUGUUUUAGCCUAGGCAUUGAAGUAGCUGACGCUUAACUAUCCGUGGGGAAAAAAGAAACCAUGUACUCAUCACCCCGAGGAAUCAACGCGUAGAGUUCGGUCCCCCCCACCCCCCUUCCCUUCUCUUCUUCCUUCCUC